This is a messenger RNA of Sinocyclocheilus grahami, 1684 nucleotides long. RefSeq names its product inositol-3-phosphate synthase 1-A-like. The record is from RefSeq and is a predicted model, not a curated record. The transcript has 9 exons. Gene Ontology annotation, molecular function: inositol-3-phosphate synthase activity. NCBI's taxonomy places the organism in Eukaryota, Metazoa, Chordata, Actinopteri, Cypriniformes, Cyprinidae. The coding region runs from base 1 to 1392 and encodes 463 amino acids. Gene Ontology annotation, biological process: phospholipid biosynthetic process; inositol biosynthetic process.
AUGUCAAUUAAAGCGAAUUACUACGGCUCGUUGCUGGAGUCGUCUACGGUGUGUCUGGGAUCCGGUCCGGAUGGAGAGGUUUACGCUCCCUUCAGAGAUCUGCUGCCGAUGGUGCAUCCCAAUGACAUUGUGUUUGAUGGCUGGGAUAUCUCUUCUCUGGACCUCGGCAGAGCCAUGGAGCGCGCUCAGGUUCUGGACUGGAGUCUUCAGGAGAAGCUCUGGCCACACAUGAGCCAGCUCAAACCCAGACCCUCCGUCUACAUCCCAGAAUUCAUAGCUGCUAACCAGGAGCACAGAGCUGACAACCUCAUCAGAGGAAGCAAAGCAGAGCAGGUGGCUCAGAUCCGCAGAGAUAUCUGUGAUUUCAGAGAGAAGAGCGGCGUGGAUAAAGUCCUCGUUCUCUGGACGGCGAACACCGAGCGAUUCUGUGACGAGAUUCCCGGAGUCAACGACACGGCCGAGAACCUGCUCAACAGCAUUCAGACGGGGCGUGAAGUGUCUCCCUCCACCAUGUUUGCGGUGGCCAGUGUUCUGGAGGGCUGCGCCUACAUUAACGGCUCGCCGCAGAACACCUUUGUCCCCGGAGCCGUGGAUCUGGCCCUCCAGCGCGGCGUCUUCAUCGGUGGAGACGACUUCAAAUCUGGACAGACCAAACUCAAGUCUGUGCUGGUGGAGUUCCUGGUCAGCGCUGGAAUCAAGCCAACGUCUAUAGUGAGUUAUAAUCAUCUCGGCAACAACGACGGUCUGAAUCUGUCGGCGCCGCAGCAGUUUCGCUCUAAAGAAAUCUCCAAGAGUAACGUGGUGGAUGACAUUGUGCAGUCGAACCCUGUACUGUACCGACCCCGAGAGAAACCGGACCACUGCGUGGUUAUUAAAUAUGUGCCCUAUGUGGGCGACAGCAAGCGUGCGAUGGAUGAGUACACGUCUGAGAUCAUGAUGGGAGGAACAAACACCAUGGCUCUGCACAACACCUGUGAGGACUCUCUGCUGGCCAGUCCCAUCAUUCUGGAUCUGGUGAUGCUGACAGAGCUGUGUCAGAGAAUCACGUUCUGCACGCAGGACGAUCCGGUGUUCCAGGGCUUUCACAGCGUCCUCUCGCUGCUGAGCUUCCUCUGCAAAGCUCCUCUCGUGCCGCAGGGGGCUCCGGUGGUCAACGCCUUCUUCCGCCAGCGUGCGUGCAUCGAGAACGUCAUGAGAGCGUGCCUCGGCCUGCCGCCGCAGAAUCACAUGCAGCUGGAGCACAAGAUGACGAGGAGCUUCAUGCAUUCAGAGGAAAACCACAUCCAUGAUCCCGUCCUCAUGAACGGAAAGAUCGAGCACGUCAAAGCCUGUCAGUCUGCCAAAUACAUCGACAUUAACGGCCAGGAGAAGCUGCAACACACAAUCACAUAAAGAGCAGCUAGAUGUUUACUACUGUCUGAAGUCUGAUCGAAGUCAAAUCCAGUUGCUUUCUUAUGCAACAGCCUUGCUUGAUUUUUGUAUUUGCACUUGAGUACUUGUUCUUGUUUGGCGAGUAUACUGUCAUUCUGGAUGAAUAGUCAUCUGUGCAUUCCCAGACGUGGAAUUUUUUCCCAGGUUUUGUACAUGAAUGCACUGAGAAACUCAUCGUUUUUGUUUGUUGUACAAAAUUAAUUCAUUCUUGAAUAGUGAGAAUUGUUGUUGCAUUUGGCAAAUGUAUAAAUAC